Microstroma glucosiphilum is the source of this 2630-nucleotide messenger RNA. RefSeq names its product alpha/beta-hydrolase. Gene Ontology annotation, biological process: lipid metabolic process. Lineage: Eukaryota; Fungi; Basidiomycota; Exobasidiomycetes; Microstromatales; Microstromataceae. The record is from RefSeq and is a predicted model, not a curated record. Bases 183 to 2234 code for a protein of 683 amino acids. The transcript has a single exon.
CCCUCCUCAUACCCCAAAUACCCUUCUAUACCCUCGUUUGUCGUUCUGACGCAUUACAGAUCUCCCUCUUCUACCCACGCCGCUCCUUUAUACCUGCCCUUCUGGCAGAGCAAGACGCUGCGACACUCUGAGCCACUCGCCCGAGCAGGCUCGCCCCGCCUCUCCUUUGCCAAGCACUCGUCAUGGCUGCCAUCAUCGACUACGGGCGCCGACGCGGUGGCGCAAGAGGUGCACGGCGUCCAGCCUCGACGGUGGAAGACGACACUACAGAAUUGACACCCACCGAUGCCCCACGCUCUCGUGGGCCUGCCACGACCAUCUCGGGAACCGAUGCUUACGCUGAAGACGCAUAUACCGCCGCCAGUGAGCCCGACAGUCGUACCACCAUCGAGACACCCACAGAGUACGAUGACGGAAGGGACGGACCGUAUCGCGGGGCUGCUCCUCGAGAUGUCGAUGUAGAGCACAAGGCCACAAAGGGAGAAGAUGACGCCUAUCGUCGUCAGCAGGAGCAAGACGACCCCGAACCGGCCUUCUUCGACCCCUCGUUUCCAUCCUAUCAGGAACAGUCGAAUCUAGAGAUGCCCUUCUUCAACCACGUCGUUGCCAACUAUGGCGAGAUGGGACCCAUCGGCAAGGCCCGUCUGAUGUUCCGACAGGCGCUGUCCUUUGGUCUCUCCUUUGGAGGUCUGGCCCUCGUCUUCACCCUCGCCUUUGUUUCGUACUUCAACCCACUCAAGAAGUCGCCCGCUCGAGCUAAGCCGGAUCGUGAAUACGAGCGCAGGAUCACCGGCGAAAGGCUCAGUGGACGACCCGAAUACUAUUCGGAAUUCUGGGGCUACCAGUGCGACCGCCACGAGAUCGUGACCGAGGGAGGCUGGAUCCUGUACGCCCACCGAGUAUCAGACCCCCGUCGACCUGGACCGCCCGGUCACCCAGUCAUCCUGCAGCACGGUAUUCUCUGCAACUCGUCCCACUUCUUCGUCAACGAGGAACGCUCUAUGGCAUUCUGGUUGGUAGAUCAAGGGUACGACGUGUGGGUGACAAAUAUCCGUGCCAACUUCAACACUGGACACACCGAAUUCACCCGCUUCGACCCCCGCUUCUGGGCUUGGGGUCUCAAGGAGCUGGCCUUUGAUCUAAGGGACGUAGUCGAGUUCAUCUGCGGUGCCACUGGCAAGCCUCGAGUGGCCUACGUCGGUCACUCGCAAGGAUCCGGUUCCAUGUACCUCGCCCUAUCCCCAGGUAUCUGCCCAGAACUCGGCCAGCGUCUCAGCUGCUACGUCGCCCUGGGUCCUUCGGUCUACGCUGGACCUGUGUUGAGAAAGUUCCCCUUCUCCCUCCUACGUAUGUUCCGAGGCCGAAGAUGGUGGUCGCUCGUCUUUGGAGUCAAGGAGUUCAUUCCUGCUCUUGCCAUCUUCCAAAAAUACCUCCCCGCCUUUUGGUUUGGCCACAUUGGUUACGUGGUGAUUGGGUACCUCUUUGGCCACCACGACCACAACUGGCUUGCUCGACAGAAGCCCAAGUUCUUCCGCACGGUGCCGGUGCCUACCUCUUCUGAGCUCCUCUACUGGUAUAUGGCGUCCUUCUCGCACCGUGGAUGCAUCUUUGACCCGCGCAUGUCUCAGCCCUGGUUCCCACCGACGUUCCCACCUCACUCUGUCGUCUACGGUGACAUCGACUACCUCGUUAUCGGCAAGCCGCUGAUCAAGCGUAUUGAGCAGUACGAGAAGAAUCUCAACAUCGUGCACGCCGUCGAGCUAGAGGGGUACGAGCACCUUGACAUGAUCUUCGGCAUCGACGCUUACCGUACGUGCUUCCCGGUCAUCAAGGACACCAUCGAGAGCACUCUCCACGAGAGUGAGCGACCACAGGAAAUGACCGAGUACACCGGAACGGAGACUGACUCGCGAGAGUACGACGAUGAAUACGUCAGGGAGGACGAGGGGACAGAGAUGGGCACCUCCUUCACAAGACAAGACUCGCUUGUGACGGAUGACAGGAGGAAAGGCUACCGCACCAAGAAUGGAUCCUCUCUCGGUAGACAAGACUCCCUCGACUCUGACGAGACUAGGAGGGGCUACCGCACCAAGGGUGGCAAAGGCAGUGGCUCUAGGUUUACCGAUUCGAUGCAAGACUACUCCAGAGGUGGCUCGAGGCGAUCGGAUUCAACUCUUCGAGCCCCCAGGGGGAUCCCAAAGCGAGGAGCCAACAAAGAUUAUUAUGAGGACUAAAGAAGUGGCUACUAGGCCUCUCACCUCCGGAGCUCGAGCUCGUCUUUUCUUACGAUGAUACCUUCACAGGCGCAAAACAUUGCCGUGCGUUUUUCUCUGCUUUUUCCGGCCUUUGCCAGGUUGCGUUUCCAUUAUUGUAUCUUGUUUGUUCUCUCGCAGGUAUGCUCUUCUCUCUUGCCUCCUGUCUCUUCGUUUUGUUCUGGGCCCCUCUUGUUCUUUUACUCUUGUGCUUCCUCAGCAGCACGGUCCACAUUCGCUACCUUCCUGACGUCCCUUGCCCUGCUUCCCACUGCCCCUUGGCUACACGAAUGCAACUCCACCGUCUGUGUCAUCUCCUGCUCCCGUGUGAACGUGCAAUCCACCCUGCUCAAGUCCGUUGCCUCGUCAUGUGUGUGU